GAGGAGAAGAAGGAGACGUCGUCGUCGUCGUCCUCCAUGUUGGGAAGCGGCGGUUCUUUUCCGUCGGCGGCGGGGGGGCGUCGUUAGCGGGGGUGGGGCCGCAGCGAAGAUGGAGGCCCCGCCGCGCCCCGCCGGGGACAUCGUGAGGAGAAACCCGCAGCAGGACUACGAGCUCAUCCAGCGGGUGGGCAGCGGCACCUACGGCGACGUCUACAAGGCCAGAAAUGUACAUUCAGGAGAGUUGGCUGCAGUAAAAAUUAUCAAGCUAGAGCCGGGAGAUGAUUUUUCACUGAUACAGCAAGAAAUAUUUAUGGUAAAAGAAUGUAAACAUUGCAACAUUGUAUCCUACUCUGGGAGCUAUCUCAGUCGUGAAAAACUAUGGAUCUGUAUGGAAUACUGUGGUGGAGGAUCACUCCAAGACAUUUAUCACGUUACUGGACCGUUAUCUGAAUUACAAAUAGCCUAUGUUUGCAGAGAAACUUUACAGGGACUUGCCUAUCUACACACAAAGGGAAAAAUGCAUAGAGAUAUCAAGGGUGCAAAUAUUUUACUAACAGACCAUGGUGAUGUAAAAUUGGCUGACUUCGGAGUAGCAGCAAAAAUCACAGCUACAAUUGCCAAGAGGAAAUCUUUCAUUGGUACCCCUUACUGGAUGGCUCCUGAAGUUGCAGCAGUAGAGAAGAACGGUGGUUACAACCAACUCUGUGAUAUCUGGGCUGUAGGCAUAACAGCAAUUGAACUUGGAGAACUCCAACCCCCCAUGUUUGAUCUUCACCCAAUGAGGGCCCUGUUCUUAAUGACCAAAAGCAAUUUCCAACCUCCUAAACUAAAGGAAAAAACAAAAUGGUCAUCAACAUUCCACAAUUUUGUCAAAAUAGCACUAACCAAAAAUCCCAAAAAGAGACCGACAGCUGAAAGACUUCUAACUCACAAUUUUGUAGGACAGCCUGGUCUCUCAAAGGCACUAGCAGUUGAACUGCUAGACAAAGUCAGUAAUCCAGAAAAUCACACGCAUUACAGUGAAGGUGAUGAUGAUGAUUUUGAGCCUCUUGCUGUUAUUCGUCCCACCAUUCGUUCCACAAAUCGGAAUGCUAGAGCUGAGCGGACAGCAUCAGAGAUUAAUUUUGACAAACUUCAGUUUGAGCCUCCUUUACGAAAAGAGACAGAAGCACGCGAUGAAAUGGUGUUGCCAACUGGCCCUGGCUCUGUGCUACAGUGGACUCCUUUUGCUGAUGGAUUAAAUACCAGCAGAUCAACUUUAAAACGUGCAGUGCCACCACCACUACCUCCUAAGCCAAGAAUAAACAGCUACCCUGAGGACAACCUCCCGGACGAGGAAAAGUCAUCUACCGUAAAACGCUGUCCCGACUCAGAAAACAGAGCCCCAUACGUUUACAGAAGACAGAGUGUUCCCAUUUGCGGUCCUCACGCAGAGGCUUCCUCUGUUGGAAAUGGAGACAGUGUUCUGAAACUGAUAAGUGAAAACGCAGAAGGAUUAGGACCAGCCCCACAGUUACCUCGAAAAAAGGACAAACGAGAUUUCCCUAAACCAGCCAUCAACGGCCUCCCACCAACCCCAAAAGUGCUGAUGGGAGCCUGUUUUUCCAAAGUUUUUGAUGGCUGCCCUUUGAAGAUUAAUUGUGCAACAUCGUGGAUACAUCCUGAUACGAAAGAUCAGUAUAUCAUUUUUGGAACAGAGGAUGGCAUUUACACGCUGAAUCUGAAUGAACUUCAUGAGGCAACCAUGGAACAGUUAUUUCCAAGGAAGUGUACGUGGCUGUAUGUUAUUAAUAAUACUUUAAUGUCAUUAUCAGAAGGAAAAACAUUUCAGCUCUACUCUCAUAAUCUGAUAGCUUUGUUUGAACAAGCCAAAAAACCUGGAUUAGCUGCCCAUAUUCAAACCCACAGGUUCCCGGACCGAAUAUUACCAAGGAAGUUUGCCUUAACAACAAAGAUUCCUGAUACAAAGGGCUGCCAUAAAUGCUGUAUAGUGAGAAACCCUUACUCAGGACAUAAGUACCUCUGUGGAGCUUUGCAGUCUGGAAUUGUUUUACUCCAGUGGUAUGAGCCGAUGCAGAAAUUCAUGUUGAUAAAGCACUUUGAUUUUCCAUUACCAAGCCCCCUGAACGUAUUUGAGAUGCUCGUGAUCCCAGAGCAGGAGUACCCCAUGGUAUGUGUCUCCAUUAGUAAAGGCACCGAGCCAAAUCAGGUGGUUCAAUUUGAGACAAUCAAUUUGAACUCUGCAUCUUCAUGGUUUACAGAAAUUGGUUCAGGUAGUCAACAGUUAGACUCCAUUCAUGUAACCCAGCUGGAAAGAGACACUGUUCUAGUGUGCUUGGACAAAUUUGUGAAAAUUGUGAAUCUUCAAGGGAAACUGAAGUCAAGUAAGAAACUGGCCUCUGAACUAAGUUUUGAUUUCUGCAUUGAGUCUGUAGUUUGUCUUCAAGACAGCGUUUUGGCUUUCUGGAAACAUGGAAUGCAGGGUAAAAGCUUCAAGUCAGAUGAAGUUACCCAAGAGAUUUCAGAUGAAACAAGAGUCUUUCGAUUACUAGGAUCAGACAGGGUUGUCGUACUGGAAAGCAGGCCCACAGAAAAUCCCUCUGCUCACAGCAAUCUCUACAUCUUGGCUGGGCAUGAAAACAGUUACUAAACAACAGCAGCCCAACUCAAAUGACAGGGAAAUGAAUACAUCCCAUAUGGGGGGGGGGGGAAAAAUCCCUUUAAGGAAAUUUAAUCCCAGCUGGACUAUGACUUGGGGGUGAUAUUUCAGUGAUCUGUACUUUAGGGUGGGAAUCAAUACUUUCUGUAGCUGGCAACAGCUCUUCUAUCUCUUGCCACUGUGUGGUGGUUUAUAUCAAGUUUGCUUAAUAAAAGCUAUGAGACACAGAAUACUCUUCUCAGUGCCAGGAAACGUAGCCUUUAAGAAAUAACGUGUGCCACUAGGAUGCCAGGGCGUUUUAAGAUGUAGUUCAUACGUGAUGCCUUUAUAUAAAUUAAGUACUGACCGUUUUCUCCUUUUAUACCAAGUUGUAGUUUUAAUAAACCCGAGCUGUGUAGGAAGUAUUGGCCAAGCCUAUCACUUUUAAAUCAGCCAUUCUUUAGGGGUUUGUAAAAUAGAAUAUUUAAUCCUUAUUUAUUAAUCUGCUGCUAGAAUGUUGUAACGUAUCUAAGUUUUAGCAAAGGAAGGUUACAGAGCAGCUUAUGAUUUUUUACAAUUGUAUAAAUGAUGGUUAUUCUUUUCCUGUAGGGGCAGUGCAUUUUUGAGGGGUAAAAUGCCAUUUUUUUUUCCUGUAUAAUUGCGGUUUUGUACAACAAAAGUAUUUUAUAAAACAUUUUCAUGCAGAAUUGCCUUAAAAGGGAAUUUCAUAUCCUGAAGUAUCAAGGGUUAUAGGGUGCAUUCAUAAGUGUAAUGAUUGAAAUAUUAGAGGCGUGUGUGUAGCACUGCGUGUGUACUUUUGUGUGACUGUACUGGUGUGUGUAUUCUUGACAAGCAGUAUAAUAUACUUUUUGUUUUUGCAUUAGGGAUAACAACUGGUUAAAAAGCAUAUGCUAGUACACGUUAAGUCCUCCCUAAUGUAGGAAAAAAAGUAUCUCACUGUCCAUGACAUGUAUUUUAUUUGUGCUAUGCCAGAGGAAUGCCUGUAGAGCAACUAUACGUACACUGUUAAAUUUCCCCUGUGUGAAGUUGCUCCUUUUGGGAAGUUUGAAAAAUCAUUUUAAUGUCACUUAAUUCCUGGUGGGAUAGCAUAAAUAUAUAGUAAACAGUAUUCUAAAAAUGAAACGAGUUUAGGGUCAUUCUAUUUUAGUUAUUUUUUUUCUGCCAACUUAUUUCUUCAUUAAAGAAUCACAUUACUUUCA
Messenger RNA from Tachyglossus aculeatus (Australian echidna), 3858 nucleotides. It is a transcript of the gene MAP4K5, whose product is annotated as mitogen-activated protein kinase kinase kinase kinase 5. The coding region runs from base 110 to 2650 and encodes 846 amino acids. The record is from RefSeq and is a predicted model, not a curated record. Lineage: Eukaryota; Metazoa; Chordata; Mammalia; Monotremata; Tachyglossidae. Gene Ontology annotation, biological process: protein phosphorylation. The transcript has 32 exons. Gene Ontology annotation, molecular function: MAP kinase kinase kinase kinase activity; ATP binding.